Anthonomus grandis grandis is the source of this 2612-nucleotide messenger RNA. RefSeq lists its product as uncharacterized. The transcript has 3 exons. The record is from RefSeq and is a predicted model, not a curated record. The coding region runs from base 1030 to 2340 and encodes 436 amino acids. Lineage: Eukaryota; Metazoa; Arthropoda; Insecta; Coleoptera; Curculionidae.
AUGUAAUCCGUUUUCAGACACACAAAACCUGAUGUCCAUCUUUUCCGGAAUUGUGGGUAACGAAUCGAUCAACUGCCAUCGAGCGUACGAAGUUGGCAUGCAGUCUGUCGAAUCCGUAGAGGGCCUAACUCAAGAAGAAGUUGCUAACCGGUUAAAUGUGUCCCAAAGUGUCGUGAGUCGUGCAUGGAAUCGAUAUGUAGAGACUGGGUCUACAGCUUACAGGCAUGGUGGAGGCCGAGAACGUGCUACAACCAAUGAUGGGCGUCGACCUCGACACGUCAACUAUGUCAACAAUGUCGACAAUGGAGAUCUAGGUUAGGUUUAAUGUUUAUUUUUAUUAGUUCCUGUCCUCUCAGAAGUGUAAGGGGUUCUGUAUCCCGUCUCCUCUGUGUAAAUCGAUGAGAGAAAUUAUAUUUUAAUUGAUUUAUUUCAUUAAGUGACAUAAAAUGAGUGGAAGAAAGUGCAACAAGAACUUUCAAGAACUUAAAUUUGAUUUGAUAAAAGAAAAUGGGAAAUAUUCAGCAAAGUGUAGAUUCUGUGAUAAUAUUAUUAAAAAUACCGGCGCUAGAAGAUUACAAGCUCACAGGUAAUUACAGUACAUUUAUAAUUCCCAUCCUUCCCGUGCACUAUAAAAUUUUAAAAUUUGGUUUUUUACAUAAUAUCUUAUAAUAGAGGUAAGCUACAUAAGAUUUUUAUUUUAUAGCUUCUUUUUUCUUUUAUCCUCUCCUCCUCUUACUUCCUUGUAAAACUUUUCAGAAAUUGCACAAUAGAAAUAUUUAUUAAAAUAAUAAAUACAUAAAAAAAUAGAUUUUAUCCACUCCUUCUACAUCUUGUAAAAUGGUAUAGUAAAUUGAUUCUUUCCCCAAUAUUUUUAUAACCAAUUAAUUAUUUUAAUCUUUAAAAAAACUUUAAUAAAUCGGUAAAUCAAAAUGCCCAACUUUUGAUUAAGCAUUUGAUAAUACGAACUUUUAUAUUAUUAUUUAUUAUUUUAGAAAUAUUUGCAAGGAAGUUCGCCGUCGUUGUAGUAAUAUGGUUGAGGGUAUGAACCAAAAUGAAAUAACGACAGUAGAAUUAGAAGAUGAUGAUGAUUUUCCUGUUGUACCUGAAAGAAGUGGUACUAGCGCACAUUCAAAAAAUGGUCAAUGUAUUCAAGUUGAGGCUUACUUAGUGUCGGAAGAUGGAUCGCUUGUUUCAGUUGGUUCAACGGAUUCACAUAGUACCAAUAAUACAGAAGAAGUCGCGGCUCCUGAUGUAACCGAAGAAAGUUUCCCUAACUCUAAAAAUAAUACAAAUUUUGCAAAAAAAACAAAUGAAGAUGACUUGGGGAUAAUUCGAAAGCCCCCAAAAAGAAAUUUGUUAACGACACUGGUAAUGUCUAAUAAAAAAAGCAAACUAGCUGAUUCUGAUAUAGAAUCUUCAUCAACUUUAUCUGUUAACGAUGCAAUAAAUUUAGAUCCUACUAAUACUCCAUCUGGAAAACAAAGACAGCUCAAACAAUCAAGAAAAAUAACGAAAUAUAUAGAUGUUUUAAGAGAAAACGAAGAUGAAAAAAUAGAUCUAGCAUUGGCUAAAUUUAUAUUUGGAUGUAAUCUACCCUUUAGGGUAGUUGAAUCACCUUUAUUCAAAAACUUCAUUAGGACAAUUCGUCCUGCGUAUGUUGAUCACAUACCUGGCCGUAAAAAACUCAGUACAACACUAUUGCAGACAUGUUAUAAAGAGUGCCUUGAUAGUGCUCGCAAAGAGGUUAAAUCAGAUUCGGUCAUUUUGUGCAAUGGUUGGAAAAAUUCAUCUAGCAACACCAAGACCGUUGUAACAAUGUUACACUCGACCGAUGGAGAGAGUGGUUUUAUUGAUGCCUGGGAUUUAACGACUGAAUCAGAGACUGCAGAGAAACUUGCUGAGAUAAUUAUACAAUCUAGAGAAAUUGCUAAAGAAAAAUAUAAUGUUGAUGUGUACGCUGUAGUUUCUGAUAACGCUAGUGCAAUGGUUAAAAUGGGAUCUCUCUUAAAACAUUGUUUGUGGCACAGUACUUGUAACAGUCACACAGGCAAUCUUUUAGCAAAGGAUAUAUUGGACAAGAAAUUGCUGGAAAAUGUUGUUCUUGUGCUUAAAGAGUUCAAGCAACCUGACUUCGAAAAAAUGAUUUUAGAUGAAGGAGGUCGAAGAAUUAAACUUCCUGUAGAGACGCGUUGGUGUUCAUAUCGUAAUUCGUUUAAGAGUUUUUUGGAAAAUUUAGAUUACAUGAAAAAAAUUAUAGCAGCUACAAGAAAAAAAAUUAAGCCGAAAGUUACUGAAUUAAUAUUCAAGGACGACUUUGCUGAUACAAAAUCCAAUUUGUAAUCUUAUUAAUAGCUGUCAGAGCGGGGAUACUUCGUUGGCAGAUGCUGUGAAUCUUUGGCUCGCAUUGGAGGUACCAGAACCUUUUGCAGAAAAACUAAAAAGCAGACAAGAAAUGGCAAUAAACGUUUAUGCAUUGACAGCAUACUUUUUUCAUCCAACAUAUGACAAUUCAAAAUUAUCCUCGUCUCACACUGGAAAAAUAAAUUCUUUUCUUUUUAAACAUCUCAACAACAAGGGAAUAGAGGAAUGGGAUUCUUUUAAUAUCAGAUCAG